This is a messenger RNA of Crotalus tigris (Tiger rattlesnake), 946 nucleotides long. It is a transcript of the gene EFNA2, whose product is annotated as ephrin A2. Gene Ontology annotation, cellular component: plasma membrane. Gene Ontology annotation, molecular function: ephrin receptor binding. NCBI's taxonomy places the organism in Eukaryota, Metazoa, Chordata, Lepidosauria, Squamata, Viperidae. Gene Ontology annotation, biological process: osteoclast differentiation; axon guidance; ephrin receptor signaling pathway. The transcript is spliced from 4 exons. The record is from RefSeq and is a predicted model, not a curated record. The coding region runs from base 276 to 878 and encodes 200 amino acids.
AGUUGGCAUUACAAAGGGGGGCGGGAGGGGGGGCGAAAGAGAAAGCCAGACGGAGGCGAUUUAAUGGGGAGAUGACCUCUCCCACCCACCCUCAGACAUUUUAAGAAACAUGCCAAAAUAAAAAGGAGAACUGGACUGGGGGAGUCCUUCUUCUUGAAGCACCAAAGUGCUUUAAGAAAAGAAAAGAAAACAGAAAAAAAUACGAGGCGAGGAAGAAAAAAUAUCUCUCUGAAAAAGGAAAAAGGAGGAGGUUAGCCGAGCGCCAAUCAAGUAAAAUGCAACUUUCGGAGGUAGCGGCGCUUGUGGUCGCCCUUAUUGGGGUUUGUGUCUGGACGGAAGACGGGAGCAAAGUUAUCUCGGAUCGCUUCGCGGUGUACUGGAACAAAACCAAUUCUAGAUUCCACCAAGGGGACUACACCGUGGAAGUCAGCAUCAACGAUUACCUGGACAUAUACUGCCCGCACUAUGAGAUCCCAUUUCCCAUGGACCAGAUGGAGAGAUACAUUUUGUACAUGGUCAACUACGAGGGACACAGCUCCUGCGACCAUCGGCAGAACGGCUUCAAACGCUGGGAAUGUAACCGUCCGGAUUCCCCCAACGGGCCCCUCAAAUUCUCCGAGAAGUUCCAGCUUUUUACCCCGUUCUCCUUAGGAUUCGAAUUCAGACCAGGGCACGAGUAUUACUACAUUUCGGCCACUCCACCUAACCCGGUUGACAAACCCUGCUUAAAGUUGAAGGUUUAUGUUCGGCCAACAAAUGAUUCCCUGUACGAAUCGCCAGAGCCCAUUUUCACCAGCAAUAAUUCCUGCUGCAGCUUCACCGUCCCCGAUGCCUUCUUCGUGGUGGUGCCGGUGUUUUGGACUAUCCUCGCUUCCUAGCCCCCGGCGGAAUUGCAGACGAGAAAUUGGGGGGGGGAUGUUUUCUUUUACAGCGGCAGCUGCAAAAA